This is a messenger RNA of Lotus japonicus, 743 nucleotides long. RefSeq lists its product as uncharacterized. Lineage: Eukaryota; Viridiplantae; Streptophyta; Magnoliopsida; Fabales; Fabaceae. The record is from RefSeq and is a predicted model, not a curated record. The transcript is spliced from 4 exons. Gene Ontology annotation, biological process: recombinational repair. The coding region runs from base 1 to 588 and encodes 195 amino acids.
AUGGAACAAGAUUUUCCCACCUUCAUCCGCCCUUGCAAACUCCGAGGCAACUCUUCUGCAAGUUCUCGUCCUCUCAUUCCCGGCCCUGCUGGUGUUGUCCAGGCCGCCAUGAUUCAACGCAGCUCCACCACCGACGGACACCUCAUUCCAACCCAACAAUUUGUUAGGCGCGUCGUCGAAGACGGUCACGACACUGAUCCCGAUUUUCACUCCAAUGCUUGGCUUUCAGCCCUGCAAUUAGGCGGAUCUGCAACUCCUCUGGGUUCAAUCACUCACCAUCUAGAAAGGGUCGAUCUCAUCGUCGCAGUUAUCAAAUCAUGCACGCCAAACGGAUUCGGCGAUGUGUCAGUUACCCUGAAGGAUCCUACGGGCACUGUCGGUGCUAGUGUCCAUCACAAGGUUUUCACUGAAAGCGAAUUCGCGAAGGACAUAAAUGUUGGAUCUGUUAUGCUUAUCCAGAAGGUAGCUGUGUUUUCUCCUAGAAAAUCUAAUUGUUACCUGAACAUAACAUUGCCCAACAUAGUUAAGGUAUUCUCCAGUGACUGUGGACCUCCAUCUGAAACAUUCACCGACAUUACAGAAGAUUGAUUAAUGUUAUUUGGCUAAUUUUGAAUUAUUUGCAACUUUAAAAAAUCCUUGACCUGGAUUAUGUAGGCUAUGUUGCGUCCCUUGAAUUAUGUACGUUAUUUUGCUUCAAUUGGAUUAUGUGCGUUAUUUCACUUCCCAUUGGAUUUUGUUUGUUA